This is a messenger RNA of Gaeumannomyces tritici R3-111a-1, 3602 nucleotides long. RefSeq lists its product as hypothetical. NCBI's taxonomy places the organism in Eukaryota, Fungi, Ascomycota, Sordariomycetes, Magnaporthales, Magnaporthaceae. The transcript has 2 exons. The record is from RefSeq and is a predicted model, not a curated record. The coding region runs from base 240 to 3458 and encodes 1072 amino acids.
AACCAGCACAAACGUUUGGGCCAUUGCUAGGUACAGAAGGAGGCUGCGGGCACCCGGCGCCUUCUGGCAAGUGAGGGGUAAGGGGAUGUAGUUCGCAUCUGCUCCCCAGGGCUACUCCGACGUUUCGUCAGCGUACGUGCCUCCAUAUCCAAGAUCCCAACCCAUUGCUAUACACUUUUCGUUUCCGUCAAGAAGCUACACUAAGCAAACAACUCGGCCACAAACACAACGCCGCCACGAUGGAGGCGUUUGCAGCAAUUGGACUCGCGAGCAAUAUCUUACAAUUCCUCACAUUAGGGGCCAACAUUGUAUCGGAUUCGCGGGAGAUCUUCGAGUCUGCUAGGGGCAUAACAAAAGAGCUCGGGGGAGUGGAGGAAAUGUGCCAGCGACUUAGCCGGCUCUGCACGAACCUGAGCAUCGACCACCCCAUUCCGCCAGCUCCCUACUGCGGGAACUCGGCAAAGUCCAAGGCGAGAACGGCAGAGGAUGGUCUCGCCGAACUGGCGGUGCAGUGCAAGGCCACCGCGGAGGAGCUGGCGGAGCAGAUCAGAAGCAUGAUCCUCGACCCGGCGCAGGGCCCUCGCACAAAGAGGGGUGCUCUCCGGGCGGCCAUCAAGGCGCAUCUGGGAAAGGAAAAGACAGAAGAUCUGCAAAAAAGACUGCAAGGCUACCGCGAGGAGCUCGUGGUCCAUUUUCUACAGAUUACAACGGCACAGGACAGGCGCUCCCUUGAUUCCUCCGUGAUACAACAUUUGGAGGAUCUCAAGGCAGCGAACCUCGGCUUGGUUCACGACCAUUCUGCCAAGAUCGCACAACUAACCACCAUCAUUCAGGAUCUCCCCAGGCAAACAAACAUGCUCCGUCAGCUCUAUGGGACAGAGCUGUUGGCCCAGUUGUCGACGGUAUCCAAGGACCUCGAGAUUAUCUGUGCAUCGUCCACGCGGCAAUGGAUUUCGGAACACGAGGUUGUUCAAGCACUUCACUUUGACGCGCGCCCAAUGCGGCAAGAGUCCAUCCCUGAAGCACACAAGAAGACCUUCCGUUGGCUGUUUGGCAGCACCGCGGACAAUCAAGGGGACUGGGAAGCAUGGUAUCGCCCGAGUCACAAGACGGUGGCAACCGAAUCCUUGUUGCUACGUUGGCUGAGGAAGGGGAGUGGUGUAUACUGGGUAUCUGGAAAGCCAGGGUCCGGAAAGUCUACCUUCAUGAAAUUUGUCGCUCGGCACCCGAAAACCCAGGUCGCCCUCAACGCCUGGUCCCGCUCAUCCGAGUGCCGAACAGGGGCGUACUACUUUUGGAGCGCCGGGACCCGCCUGGAGAAGUCCGUCGAGGGAUUGUUCAGGUCGCUCCUCUUCGAUGUCCUCGUGCACGAUCCGGACUUGAUACCGCUCUUGUUUCCUCAACGCUGGGCCACCUUGACAGCCGCGCGCCGUGGGCCUAGGAGGCGAACGCUCGUCGACGAAACAUGGACAAUGAAAGAACUCUCGGACGCAUUUCGGUUGCUAUCCAAAGCCCCCGAGUCAAGACGGUUCUGCUUCUUCAUCGACGGCCUGGACGAAUAUAGCGGCGACCACUUGGAGUUGUUGGAGGUUUUGGACAGCAUGAAGGCCAGCCAAAACAUCAAGCUAUGCGUUUCAAGUCGGCCGUGGAACGUUUUUGAAGACAAACUCGGCCGAGAGUCGUCUACGAAACUCUACCUCCAUGAGCUGACCCGCCCGGAUAUUGCAAAGUAUGUCAAGUCGACACUUAACAACGACGGCAACUGGGCAAUGGAAUCCAAAAACAACACGAGGUACACUGUGUUGGUGGAGGAAAUCAGCGACAAGGCGCAAGGAGUUUUCCUCUGGGUUGUUCUUGUCGUCAGAUCCAUUCGGGAGGGCUUGUCCAACGGAGAUUCCCUCCGCAUGCUGGAAGGAAGACUCAAGACCAUCCCGCAGGAACUUGGGCCUUUCUUCCUCCACAUUUUGAAUUCCAUCCCCAUAAUCUACCGCGUCCAGAUGGCGCUGUUCUUCCGGGUCGCGCUCGACACAUCCGCCAAGCUGACGUUGAUGCACUACUCGUUCCUGCACGACUGUUACGAAGAGGACCGGUUCGCCUUUCGUGUCUUGUCCGAGCCCUUGGACAAAUACGACAUAUUCGACCGGCACUGCAAGAUGCGGCGUCGUCUCAACGCCCGCUGCAAGGGGCUCCUGGAGAUCCACCUCGACCCUGCAGAGAGGCGACAGUACCUGGCGCACAGGGUGACCUUUCUGCACCGGACAGUGAGGGACUUCCUCCGGGAGGAGGAGAUGAUGGCGUACCUGCAGGACACCCUGGGGGACUACCCCACCAACACGGCCGUCCUGAACGCCUACAUCGCCCUCAUCAAGGUCUGCCCGCCGGACGACUUCCCGGACAACCUGGUUCCGGACGCGCUCAACUUCGCGAGAGAGGCCGAGGCCGAGUGCGCAGAGGCCGCCGUCGAGUGCGUCAACGAGCUGGUCCGGGCCGGCCACGCUCUGGGGCAGGAAUGGGCGAGGCCGCAGCGGUUCCAGAGGCUGGCGGUCCGCCACUGCCUCACCGGCUACAUCGAGGCCAUGGUCGUCGGCGGCGGCGGCGGCGCGCACCACCACCACCCGCCACUCUCCCCGCUGCAGGCCUCGCUCCUCCUGGACAACUGCCUCGAGGCCUGCGCGUCCACGGACCCGGAUGCCGCCGACGCCAGCCCGGUGCUCGAGGUGCUGCUCGGGAACGGGACCGUGCGGGACCAGCUGGCGCGGGACGAGGAGUGCUGGAGGACGUACGCCCAGAACCUCGCCGCGGCCGUCGUCAAGACGUCGGACCUGGAUAUGACGAGGCGGCUGAGGAGCCCCCUGGUCCUUGUCGUGCCCCACGUCCGCGGCAGGAUCGACGCGAGGCACUCGCACAGGGUCGUCUGGGACGCGCUGUUCACGAACCUGGUCGGCCUGGUCCUGGGCGGCGCGUCGGUGGCCCGGGCCGUCACGGUCGCGCGCCUCCAGAUGCUCGAGGAGCUCUUCGCGCACGGGGCGAGCCCCAACUGCCGCCGUGGCGGGGGUCACCAUGACGAUGACCAGCAGCGGCAGCCGCCGCCCGCGCGGACGCAACGGCGGGGCGGCGCGAGGGAGGAGGACGACACCGUCUGGUCGUGGUUCUGCGAGCACAUACGAUCAACGGCAGCGGCUGGCGCCCACACGGUCGGGGGCGGUUCGUCCGGCGCUGGGAGUAGUGCGGUUCGGGCGGAGCUGAUGGCGCACAUUGUGGAGGUGCUCCUCAACGCGGGCGCCGACACCGCACAUUCCAAAUCCCUCGCGGGGGAGGAGGCAUCGGCCAUGUUUCCUCCCAGGCUUGCUACUAGCAUCCGGGAUAAGCUGCCGUCGACGAAAUGGCAGGACAAGACUAGCGGGUGGGUUUCGUUUUUGGUAUCGAUUGUCCCGGUAAUCUCCUGGUUUGUAACAUAGUUAAAAAAGUGAGGAUGGUACUUACCUGCAGCUCAACCUUGUCCGAGCCGUCGUAGACCAGAAACUUAAGGCUGUUCAUGGCCCAAGCCUCGGCCUGUCCACGAUCAAUCUGGAAUUUCCAAAGGUCAUUUAUCUGCUUUAGCC